AUGAAGGAGAUCAUCGAGACACUGACCGCAAGCGACAUGGCUAUGGCUCCGACGCGCGUUUGGUCCACCGCGAUGGCGACUCUUCACCGGAAGUACGGCAAGUCGGCGUCCCUUCGUGUGAUGGCGAAACCGUCAGCCGUUUCGUUUGUCAAGAACUGGAUGCGGACGUAUGGUCCUUCAACGUGGAACGUCAAUACUAUUGCUGAGGCAGUGGACAUUGUCAACCGCACCAAUAACGCUCUGGAGCGUUUCAACCGGACGUUGAACGAGUCGUUUACGACUUCUCACCCAAGCUUGUUGACAUUUGUUGACGUGAUCAAGACCAAGUCUCAAAACUAUGUCGACCUCAUCGAAGACAUUCGCCAUCAGCGCCAGCAGCCACCUGACCAUGCCAACUUGGCACGCGUCGAAGUGCCUGACGACUACCUGCGCUUCGAACCGGAACCCACGCAGGAGUAG
Phytophthora sojae is the source of this 459-nucleotide messenger RNA. RefSeq lists its product as hypothetical. The record is from RefSeq and is a predicted model, not a curated record. Lineage: Eukaryota; Oomycota; Peronosporomycetes; Peronosporales; Peronosporaceae. Bases 1 to 459 code for a protein of 152 amino acids. The transcript has a single exon.